This is a messenger RNA of Sphaeramia orbicularis (orbiculate cardinalfish), 5878 nucleotides long. It is a transcript of the gene eprs1, whose product is annotated as glutamyl-prolyl-tRNA synthetase 1. Gene Ontology annotation, molecular function: proline-tRNA ligase activity; glutamate-tRNA ligase activity; ATP binding. The transcript is spliced from 36 exons. The coding region runs from base 130 to 5133 and encodes 1667 amino acids. The record is from RefSeq and is a predicted model, not a curated record. Gene Ontology annotation, cellular component: aminoacyl-tRNA synthetase multienzyme complex; cytoplasm. NCBI's taxonomy places the organism in Eukaryota, Metazoa, Chordata, Actinopteri, Kurtiformes, Apogonidae. Gene Ontology annotation, biological process: glutamyl-tRNA aminoacylation; translation; prolyl-tRNA aminoacylation.
CCUCUUGCCUGCUCAGAUCCAUCUGGUCUGGUCUCUCUGGUGUGCAGGAGUGAGGAGAGGAGUCUUGUCUGUUUGCAGACUUUAGUUGGUUCGGGUUUUACCACCUGUGUGGAAAUAGGAUUUCACAACAUGGCGUUAAGUCUAACCAUCAACUCAAGCAAUCCUCCUUUAGGAGCGCUCCUGGCAGCAGAGCAUGUGAAGGGGAGUGUGCAGCUGUCAGUAGAGGAAGGCAAAGACACCAAGCUUCAUGUUUCAGAUGCAAUCCAGUUCAAUGAUGCCAACUCCAUCAGUCGUUACUUGGCCCGAGUGGCUCCUGCUCUUGGUCUCUAUGGAGUGAACAUGAUGGAGCAGACGGAGGUUGACCAUUGGUUGGAGUUCAGUGCUCGUCGUCUUUGUGGUCAGUCUGGUUUGGCGGCAGCACUGGGUGACCUGGACAAGGCCCUUUCUUUGCGGACUUUCCUGGUUGGACAUUCCCUCACUUUGGCUGACCUCUCUGUCUGGGCUGCCCUGAAAGGUCAUGGAGAAUGGACAAGUCAGAACAAAUCCUUCUCCCAUGUCAGUCGCUGGUUCCUCUUCUUGAGCUCACAGGUUCCCUUCACUGCUGUGGGCAACAAGUAUGCCAGUAAAAAAGCUCCAGUAAACAAAUCCAAUUCUGAGGACAAGGAGAAGAAGCAGGAUGUGGGGAAGUUUGUGGACUUGCCAGGAGCUGAGAUGGGCAAGGUGGUGGUUCGGUUCCCUCCUGAGGCCAGUGGAUACCUGCACAUUGGCCAUGCCAAGGCUGCUCUGCUCAACCAGCACUACCAGGUCACAUUUAAAGGCAAGCUCAUCAUGCGCUUUGAUGACACCAACCCUGAGAAGGAAAAGGAGGACUUUGAGAAGGUGAUUUUGGAAGAUGUUGCCAUGCUUCAAAUCCAUCCAGACCAGUUCACCUACACCAGUGACCAUUUUCCCAAAAUAAUGCACUUUGCUGAGCAGCUCCUUGCAGAGGGCAAGGCUUAUAUUGACAACACACCUCCUGAGCAGAUGAAACAGGAGAGAGAGCAGCGCACUGAGUCCAAAUGCCGCAACAAUACUGUUGAACAGAACAUGAAGAUGUGGUCAGAGAUGAAAGCGGGCACAGAGUACGGUCAGACCUGCUGCAUGAGGGCAAAGAUAGACAUGAACUCCAACAAUGGCUGCAUGAGAGAUCCCACCCUCUACCGCUGCAAGAAUGCUCCCCACCCCCGCACUGGAAGCACCUACAAGGUAUACCCAACAUAUGACUUUGCCUGCCCCAUUGUAGACAGUGUGGAGGGUGUAACCCAUGCUCUUAGGACCACCGAGUACCAUGAUCGUGAUGAGCAGUUCUACUGGAUAAUAGACGCUCUGCGCCUCAGGAAGCCUUACAUCUGGGAGUACGCCCGACUCAACCUUAACAACACAGUACUGUCCAAGAGGAAGCUCACCUGGUUUGUUGACCAGGGAUAUGUAGACGGAUGGGAUGACCCCCGCUUCCCCACUGUCAGAGGAGUCCUGAGAAGAGGAAUGACUGUGGAUGGUCUGAAACAGUUCAUUGCAGCUCAGGGUGGCUCACGGUCAGUGGUGAACAUGGAGUGGGACAAGAUCUGGGCCUUUAAUAAAAAGCUGCCAAUUAGCUGUCUGAAGGUUAUUGAUCCAGUCGCCCCCAGGUACACAGCCCUGUCCAGCUCCUACGUGGUUCCUGUUUCCAUCCCAGAAGCUGCAGAGGAGAUGAAGGAAGUGGCAAAACACCCCAAGAACAUGGAGGUUGGCAUGAAGGAAGUUUGGUAUGGGCCUCAAGUCAUGAUUGAAGGAGCUGAUGCUGAGACUCUUUCUGAGGGAGAAGUGGUUACAUUCAUCAACUGGGGCAACAUCAUCAUCACCAAGAUUAACAAAGGGGCUGAUGGGAAGGUUGUAUCCAUGGAGGGUCGUCUGAACCUGGACAAUAAGGACUACAAGAAAACGACAAAGAUCACAUGGCUGGCUGAAACAAACACUGCCCCCCUGCUGCCCACUAUCUGUAUCAACUUCCAGCCACUUAUCUCCAAAGCCGUCAUCACCAAAGACGACGACUUCAAGGAAUACAUUAAUAAAAACAGCAAGUUGGAGGAAAAGAUGCUUGGAGAUCCCUGCCUGAAGAAUGUGAAGAAGGGUGACAUCAUUCAGCUGCAAAGGCGUGGCUUUUACAUCUGUGACCAGCCAUAUGAGCCAGUCAGUCCCAACAGCUGUAAGGAGAGCCCCUGUGUCCUGAUUUACAUUCCUGAUGGUCACACCAAGGAGAUGCCAACUGCUGGAUCUAAGGACAAGGAUAAGGGCAAACCCCAGGCCCCCAACGGCAAACCUGCAUCUGCAACAAAAGCCACCCCAAAAUCUGCUCCAGCACCGGCUGCAGUUUCAGCAUCAGGUUCUGCCAGUGAUCUGUUCUCCGCCAUUGUAGCUCAAGGUGAUGCUGUUCGCCAGCUAAAGACGGCUAAGGCUCCUAAAGAGGAAGUGGACAAGGCAGUUCAGCAGCUACUGGCACUCAAGGCUCAGUUUAAGCAGGAGACAGGUAUGGAGUACAAACCAGGCAUGGCUCCUCCCACAUCUAGCCCAGCCCCACCCGCCUCAUCUGCAGACACCACCUCAUGUCCAUUCACUCGUGUUGCCCAGCAGGGAGAGCUGGUCAGGAAGCUGAAGGCAGAACAAGCCCCCAAGGACCAGAUUGAUGUAGCCGUCAAGCAGCUCCUCGCGCUGAAGGCGGAGUUUAAAAAGCUGACCGGUCAGGAGUACAAACCAGGCAUGGCCCCACCUGCCCAAACCUCCUCUGCUACUCCAUCUGCGACCCCCUCUUCAUCCUCCUCCUCCUCCUCAGACAUGUAUGAUCGCGUUGCACAGCAGGGGGAGAUAGUGAGGAAACUGAAGUCUGAAAAAGCCCCCAAGGACCAGAUUGAUGCUGCAGUGAAACAGCUUCUCGCCUUCAAGGCUGAGUACAAACAGCUCACGGGUCAGGAAUACAAGCCUGGCGCAGCUCCGGCUCCAAAAACCCCAGCCUCCACCCCAGCCCCAGUCCAGAACAGCCCCAGCCCUGCUCCUGCUGCCACUGACCUCUAUGGGAAAGUCUCACAGCAGGGAGAAGUGGUCAGAAAACUCAAGGCUGAAAAGGCGCCCAAGGAUCAGGUGGAUGCUGCAGUGAAACAGUUGUUGGCUCUGAAGGCAGAGUACAAACAGCAAACUGGACAGGAGUAUAAACCUGGACAAGCCCCAGCUAGUCCUGCACAGACCCAGCCCUCAACACAGUCUAGCUUGUCCCCAGAAGCCCAGGGGCUGUUCUCACAGGUCGCCCAACAAGGAGAGCUGGUGAGAAAGUUAAAGUCUGAAAAGGCCCCCAAGGAUGAAGUGGAUGCAGCUGUAAAGACUCUCCUGGACCUGAAGAAUAAGUACAAGACACUCACGGGAGAGGAGUACAAACCAGUGGCUGCUGCUGGAGCCACUGGAGGGGAAAACAAGAACCGCAAGGAGAGGGAGAACAAGUCUGAGAAACAGGGAGGAGGAGGAGGAGGGAAGAAGGGUAAAGGAGACAAGCCUGGCCAGGGCAAGGAGGCCACAGGAGGAGCAGGAGGAGCUGGAGAUGGUCAGGGACCCAAGAAACAAACACGGUUGGGCCUGGAGGCGAGGAAAGAGGAGAAUCUGGCUGACUGGUAUUCUCAAGUCAUCACUAAAGCAGAGAUGAUCGAGUACUAUGACGUUAGCGGCUGCUAUGUGCUGCGGCCAUGGUCUUUUGCCAUCUGGGAAGCAAUUAAAGAUUUCUUCGACCGGGAGAUCAAGAAACUAGGAGUGGAGAACUGCUACUUCCCCAUGUUUGUCUCUCAGGCUGCACUGGAGAAGGAAAAGACGCACAUCGCAGAUUUUGCUCCAGAGGUUGCCUGGGUCACCCGGUCAGGAAAGACUGAGCUGGCAGAACCCAUCGCAGUCAGACCCACCAGUGAGACAGUGAUGUACCCAGCCUAUGCUAAAUGGGUCCAGUCCCACAGAGAUCUGCCAAUCAAACUCAACCAGUGGUGUAACGUUGUGAGAUGGGAGUUCAAGCACCCCCAGCCCUUCCUGAGGACAAGAGAGUUCCUGUGGCAGGAGGGUCACACCGCCUUCGCCACUAAAGAGGAAGCAGCUGAAGAGGUAUUGCAGAUUCUGGAUCUUUAUGCCAGGGUGUAUGAGGAGCUGAUGGCGAUCCCUGUGGUGAAGGGAAGGAAAACUGAGAAGGAGAAGUUUGCAGGAGGAGAUUACACAACCACUGUGGAGGCAUUUAUCUCUGCCAGCGGCCGAGCCAUCCAGGGUGCCACAUCCCACCACCUUGGCCAGAACUUCUCCAGGAUGUUUGAGAUCGUAUUUGAGGAUCCAAAGAAUCCAGGCGAGAAGCAGCUGGCCUUCCAGAACUCUUGGGGAAUCACAACCAGAACCAUUGGUGUCCUCACAAUGGUCCACGGAGACAACAUGGGGCUUGUCCUGCCACCCAGGGUUGCCUGCCUACAGGUUGUCAUCAUCCCAUGUGGGUUGACGGCUGCUCUGCCUGAGCAGGACAAGGAGGCAUUGUUGGCUCAGUGCACUAAGUACUUGAAGAGACUGCAGGAAGCUGGAGUCCGAGUGAAGAGUGACCUCAGGGACAACUACUCCCCAGGGUGGAAGUUCAACCACUGGGAGCUAAAGGGAGUUCCGAUCCGUCUAGAGGUUGGUCCUAAGGACAUGCAGCAGCGUCAGUGUGUUGCAGUGAGGAGGGACUCUGGUGAGAAGGUGACGAUUCCAGACGCUGAGGUGGAGAAGAGGCUGACCGCCAUGUUGGAGGACAUCCAGAACAGCCUGUUCACAAAAGCUUCAAAUGACCUGAAGACUCACAUGGUGGCUGUGGACACAAUGGAACAGUUCCAGAAAGAGUUGGAUCAAGGCAAGAUUGUCCAAAUCCCGUUUUGUGGAGGAAUCGAGUGUGAGGACUGGAUCAAGAAAACCACUGCCAAGGACCAGGACCUGGAGCCUGGAGCUCCAUCCAUGGGAGCUAAGAGCCUCUGCAUCCCCUUCUCACCCCUGAAGACCCUGCAGCCUGGUCAGAAGUGUGUCUGCGGUAAAGAGCCUGCCCAGUACUACACCCUGUUUGGGCGAAGUUAUUAAGGACCUGCUCUGCUGGAGCAUGACCAUGAAAAGGGCUUCGCUACUGUGUCUCAUGUACUUCUGUUUUAUCUCAUCUCUUGUGAGUGUUGGGGUAGCUAGGAUAUGGCCGUGAUAGAACAGUGUCAUUUAACAGACAACAUGCUACUUGAGUUUUUUAUUGGGUUUUUUAACCUGUGAUAUGUUAUUAUUAAAACACCCAAAUAAAAGAAGUACAGAGAGGAUGGACACAAUGGAAAAAGGUUUCUUUGGAUGAUUUCUGUUCUGUUAAAAACUUUUUUUUUCUCCUUUUUUUUCAAAUAACCCCCAGUGUAAUGAUUAUGUAACACCAUGUUUUGGUUAGAGUUUAUGGAUUGAGUAGAUUCAGGAAUUUUUCAAUAUUGGAAAUAAAACCUACUAAAUUGUAUUUAACAAUGUUUCCUGGUAAACGUACUGUCUGGGGAAAAAUACUUGGAGUCUGUAUUUAGUCCCAUCUCUCACAGCCAUACUGUCUCAGGAACUCUGCAAGCACUCAGGCUGGUAGUUGGUGUGUUCUUCUCACAGCUUAAUCAGCCAUUACUCUGUCGGUAAAUCUGGUUUUGUGGCUCAUGGUUCACAGUUCAAAUUCCUCAGACUCACCAGAGCCUAUUGACGUAAUGCUGUGAUGAACUGUAUAAGCUUAAUAACCAGUUAUGUAGCCUUCUGUCAUCUCUUUCCCAUGAAAAAAACUCUAAACUUGUCAAUAAAAUACUUUACAUUGAAAACUGUU